AUGGACUCCGACCUUGACAGCAUCAUUGACGGCGCCGACGCCAAGAGGAGCAAGCGCCCCAGAGCGGGGGCACAUAAGGCUGACCAGUUGGGCAAAGGCCCCAAGAGGUCCAAGAAAACACCUCCCCUUGUUCUGCCAGUUUCGAGCUCCGUUGUUGCGUCGACUGCCCAAGCCAGCGCUUCCACGAUGGCGCCGUCUUCACAGAUUGUCGCCUCGGCAGUGGCGCCGACCUCGCUGGUCGACCCCUCCGCUAUGGCUGAGGCCCAACCUCCUGUGGUGGGUCAAUCAUCCUCUGCUCCGCUUUCCAAAAGGCCUUCUGUUUCCCGAGUCCAGAAGUUGUCAAUCUCCACCCAUAUCGACGCAUAUGCGGUGGACAAUGCUGCUGGAUCCCACGGAUCCACGCUGAUCUCGGAUGUCAUGUCCCGGAUCGGCCAGAGCUAUGGGAGUUUCGAAGCUCCCCAGUGGCAGUGCUUAACUGGUACCCGAGAUUGCACUGCUCUUUAUGAGAAGAGUAUCGAGCACACCGCCGCGGCUCUAGCCUUCACUGCUCAGCUCAAUUAUCAGUUAAACCACGAGAUCCAUUCGGGCAAGAUUCAUGCUCAAGAGGCGAAAGAUCUUCACCUCAAGGCGAGCGAUGAUCUGAAGGCGGCGAACGUGAAGCUCGAUGCGGGAGUUAAAGAGCGCGAGGGGAUGGCCACUGAGCUUGGAAAGCUGAGAGCUGAGCUCGAGGAGCAAAAGAAAGAGAAGAAAAAACUCGCCUCCUUGCUGAAUACAAAGAGAAGAAAGAACAAGCAGUUGAUUCUGCUAUGUACCGGAUGUGGGCCUACAAUGAGGAUCUGGACACCAGCUUCUUAGGUCCGCACGAGGCGCCGCUUCUCGAACGGUGGAAUGCUCGACUCGAGAAGGAAGAGGCUGAACAACUCAAGAAGGAGAAGGCUGCUCCAGACACCGUUUCGGAGGGAGCUCAGGAGGAUAGUCAUGUUAUUCGUCCUGAGGGGUCCGGAGCUACUGAUGCUGAGAAGGCCAAGGAGACUCCUCUUCCUUGAAUAUGAUCUCGGGGAGAUCAUUUAUUGGGGCUGCGUCCCCCUAUUUUGUAAUUAUUUUAACUUAUGCCCACGGGGCUAAUACAAUUUCUUUAACUAUUCUUUUACAUGCUUUACAUUUCUU
This is a messenger RNA of Humulus lupulus (European hop), 1167 nucleotides long. RefSeq lists its product as uncharacterized. The transcript is spliced from 2 exons. NCBI's taxonomy places the organism in Eukaryota, Viridiplantae, Streptophyta, Magnoliopsida, Rosales, Cannabaceae. The record is from RefSeq and is a predicted model, not a curated record. Bases 1 to 855 code for a protein of 284 amino acids.